AUGUCGUCAUCACGCAACCAACGAGACGAGGCUCUCUAUGAAUCUCAGAAUGACACCAGACUCGACGACUUGCAUUCAAAACUUCGGACGCUGCGACAUGUGACGAUCGACAUACAUAACGAUGCACACGCGCAGAACCGAGAGCUGGAUAAUACGGGAAAUAUAUUCUCCUCGUUCCAAAACUCUCUAUCCUCUUCGUCUCAGCGUGCGGCACGGGCAUUCGGCAUUGGUCCUGGAGGCGUAAAACAGUCUCGGCUGAUAUUGAUGAUUGUUGCCGCCACUUUCUCUCUGUGGGUGGUAUACAGGGCUUGGGCAUGGUGGGUUGGGCCAGUUGCCGCAUAG
Molecule: messenger RNA, 342 nt
Organism: Rhizoctonia solani
Lineage: Eukaryota; Fungi; Basidiomycota; Agaricomycetes; Cantharellales; Ceratobasidiaceae
Exons: 3
Coding region: 1-342 (113 amino acids)
Biological process (GO): intra-Golgi vesicle-mediated transport
Source: RefSeq, a predicted model, not a curated record